Equus quagga is the source of this 5198-nucleotide messenger RNA. It is a transcript of the gene FSD2, whose product is annotated as fibronectin type III and SPRY domain containing 2. Gene Ontology annotation, molecular function: protein binding. The coding region runs from base 1054 to 3312 and encodes 752 amino acids. The transcript has 16 exons. NCBI's taxonomy places the organism in Eukaryota, Metazoa, Chordata, Mammalia, Perissodactyla, Equidae. The record is from RefSeq and is a predicted model, not a curated record.
UACAGGGUAGACCGAGAAACACAGCACCUGUCUGCUCCCAUCCCUUGAGCGCACUGAGACGGGGACUGGGGUGAGGGGAGGCGGGGGCGGAAGAGCCCUUCACCGAAAGAAGGCUUGGGACGUCUCGAUUCAGGAACCAGAGAAAGAACUUUUGAAGGUUUUGAGCUGGGAAAACCUGGAAUCUGAUUUGCACUUGCCGUUAUGCCCAAGUAAAAACAACAAAAACAGGACCAGGCUGAAGCUACGGUUAGGGCAUCCUGCCCCCCACCCCACCCCAAGGUGAGCCCAAGCCUCUAGGGCCCUCUGUGGACCGCAGCUUGAAGGGCUGAAGUUGCCUCUGUCUGAAGGUCCCCGUCCCCAAUGCCUGUGUGUGGGGCUUUGUGGCCACCGACUCAGAAGUGCCGGGCUGGCUGACACCCAGUCCUCUUGGAGAAAGGGCGUUUUAGCUGAAGUCAUUUAUUUUUCUCAGAUUAUUUUAGCUAAUGUUGCUCAAUGGUGGCCCGAGGUGAGAGGACUGGCUGCUUUGGUGGCAGAGCAGGGGAGAUGCCUGCGUUGGGGUCGUCUGCAUCCCAGAGUUUGCUGGGACCAAGGAUGGGGCCUACAUUCUAAGAUCCAGAUGUGGGCCAGCAAGAAGACAGAGCCAGCAAGGAAUCACCUGGAUCCUGCCUGAGAGAGCCAGCUGCAUGGCCAGAGCAUUCUCCCGUUACGGUCGCCUUUGCUGCCCCACUUGCAGAACUCUGGUGUGACACAGGCCAGGGCAGCUGCUGGACGCACAGAGGUCACCGUGAGGAGGGAAAGCCUGCCGAACUCACUCGGACACAGUUUUCUAGCAGGGAAAGCUAGAUUAAAGAGUGUGCACAGCUUUAAGGCUCCUGAUCCAUGUUGCCAAGUCUGCUCUCCAGAGAGGCGGGGCCAGUUUACAUUCCAACCAGCAGCCCAUGAGAGUAUGCGCUUCACUGCACCCGCACCCAGCCUUAGGCCUGGGAUAUCCACUACUAACUGCCCAGGAAGGCUCCUUCUUGUGCACAGGUGCUGCCCAGGUCUUCCAGACCUAUGAUGGAGGAGGAAGCGGGGGAGACACCCGGGCUCCACAGGUCUACUGCCCCCCAUAACUUCCACUUUUAUCACAUGGAUCUGUAUGACUCUGAAGACAGACUGCAAAUCUUCCCAGAAGAAAACACUCGGAUGAGAAGAGAAGUUGUCCAAGCUGAAAUAACCAGUGAGCCAAGAGGGGCAGUGAAAGGUAAAACUCAAAGAGACCUCGAAGAGGAAGUGGACGAACUUGUCCAUUUAUACGGACUUGAAGAUGAUCAUGAACUGGGGGAUGAGUUUGUUGAUGAAACCACGCCCAGAAUAGAGGUUUCAGAAUAUCCUCCUUAUGGGAUGACGAGGAGAGAACCAGCCAGGGAGCAGAGAGACUGGAGACUUAGUGCAGAGGCAGCUGAGACCCAGGACCUGGGCUUCGGAGGGUGGGGCUCAGCAGGCCAGUGCCAGGACUUGCGAGAAGCCUAUAGGUACACACACGGCCGUGCCAGUGAGGAGUAUGAAUGCUACGUCAUCCCAGAGGAGGAGGACGAGGAAGAAGCUGCCGACGUCUUCUGUGUCACUUGCAAAACUCCAAUAAGAGCAUUGGAGAAGGUUUUUGAUGAACACAAAGAACAUGAGGUGACCCCACUCAAUAAAGCCCUGGAGAGCGCCAAGGAUGAAAUUCACAAAAAUAUGUACAAAUUGGAAAAGCAGAUUAUCGAGAUGGAAAAUUUUGCAAGUCACUUAGAAGAGGUUUUCAUCACUGUGGAGGAAAAUUUUGGAAGACAAGAACAAAACUUCGAGUCACAUUACAAUGAGAUCUUGGAAACACUUGCUCAGAAAUAUGAAGAAAAAAUACAAGUUCUAGGGGAGAAGAAGAAAGAGAAGUUAGAAGCCUUAUAUGGACAACUGGUCAGCUGUGGAGAAAACCUGGACACCUGUAAAGAACUGAUGGAAACCAUAGAGGAGAUGUGUCAUGAAGAGAAGGUCGAUUUCAUAAAGGAUGCUGUGGCUAUGGCUGACAGACUUGGAAAAUUCCUGAAAACAGAAACAGACGUGGAGAUCUCGGCGCAGCCUGACUUUGAAGACCAGACCUUGGACUUCUCGGACGUGGAGCAGCUGAUGGGCGCCAUUAACACCAUCCCAGCUCCUUCUGCUCCAGUGAUAAACCCACAGGCCCCCAACUCGGCCACGGGCUCCUCGGUCCGGGUGUGCUGGAGCUUGUACUCUGACGACACCGUGGAGAGCUAUCAGCUAUCCUACCGGCCAGUGCAGGAUGGCUCGCCUGGGAAGGACCACACAGAGUUUACAAUGACCGUCAAAGAAACAUAUUGCUCAGUGACAAACCUUGUGCCAAAUACCCAGUAUGAAUUCUGGGUCACAGCUCAGAACAGGACUGGCCUCAGCCCUGCCAGUGAGCGCGCAGUGUACAUGACAGCGCCUUCUCCUCCCGUUAUCAAAAGCAAAGAGAUAAGGAGCUGCGAAGAGGCUGCGCUGAUUUGCUGGGAGUCCGGGAACCUCAAUCCUGUGGACUCGUACACGGUGGAGCUGACCCAGGCGGAAACGCCGGAGGCCUCGGGCGUAACUGAGUCUGUGGUGGGCAUCCCGACCUGCGAGGCCCUGGUGCAGCUGCAGCCCCGGCAGAGCUACACAAUCUACGUGCGCGCCCUCAACGUGGGGGGCCCCAGCGCGAGGAGCCAGCCUGCCACGGUCCACACCACAGGCAGCUACUUCCACCUCAACGAGCAGACCUGUCACCCCUGGCUGACCAUUUCUGAGGAUGGGCUCACGGUUGUACGAAGCGAAAGGAAAACCUCCGCCGGGGAGCUGCCCGCCAGCAACACCCGGUUUACGAGGUGUGUUGCUGUCUUGGGAAACCUAAUUCCAGUCCGAGGGCGCCACUACUGGGAGGUGGAGGUGGAUGAGCGUUUGGACUACACGGUGGGUGUGGCCUUUGAAGAUGUCCCUAAACAGGAGGACCUGGGAGCAGACAGCCUCUCCUGGUGCCUGAGGCACACGUUUGCGUCAUCAAGGCACAAGUAUGAAUUUCUACACAACAAGACGACUCCAGAUAUAAGAAUAACGGUUUCCCCAAGGAAGAUUGGCAUUCUGUUAGACUAUGAAAAUUCAAAAUUGUCAUUUUUCAACAUGGACAUUUCUCAGCAUCUAUACACAUUCAGUUGUCAAUUUCACCAAUUUGUGCAUCCCUGUUUUUCUUUGGAAAAGCCCGGAUGUCUAAAGAUACAUAAUGGCAUUUCAAUGCCCAAGCAUGUCACCUUCUAUUAGACCCUUCCAAUGGCCAGCUUCCUGUCUCUCUUCUGUACCAACCCCUCUCCCAGCCACUCAAGCCUCAGCUGGUUGAACUUGGCAUUCAAGCACCAAGCACCCAGCACAAUUUAUGGCUCACAUGAUUAUCUGGCAGCCUGGUGUGCUGGUGCUCAUUUCACCUGACCUGGAUCCUAGUCCUGUGCGCUGCCACCUGUGUAAUGCUACGCUAGUCAUUACCAGGCCUGGCUGUAAAAUGAAGGCUCAGACUAUAUGAUCUCGAAGGUCUUUCAAGUCAUCAAAUUAUAUUAGUGUAUUUGUGUAUAUGCAAAGUAUCUGAGUCUUCAAGGCCCACAGAGCUUGGGGAGGGGGAGGGAAGAGAUGCAUAAGUGUUAGUGGCUCUAGCAGCCCCAGUGACAUUUCAUUAGUCAGCCAAAAAGACUUGAGAAGGCAAGAGGCUACCCACAAAGAGAACCAGGGGAGCCACGUGCCCUUCUCCUUUCCUGUUUUCCCAGUAGUCAGCGGCACUGUGAUGAGUUUCUCCCACUGUACACUCUUUCUAACAACCUGUUCCUCUCCUUCAUGGUACUUACUCCACUGUAACUCUGAAGUGACCUUUGUAAUGUCUGAUUCCAUGAAGGCAGGACAGUGUCUGUCUUGUUCAUCACUGAAUCCCUAAGGGCUAACACACAACAGGUGCACACCAAAUACUUGCUAAAUAAAUGAGUUUCUUCUUCAUCCAAGCACUGCUCUCCUGCCUCUCACUGCUCCUCCUGUGAGGGAUGGCAGGGCUCUUUCAAAACUAAAACAAAGGACCUACGGCCAGGAGAUGGACAAACCUGGAGGGGAGGCAGUACGAAGGGACAGAAGGGCAUCUGCGACUUGACAACAAGAUUGGGAAAAAUGGGACUCUACGCUUACACGCUUCUUCGUGGUCGCACAGCAGCCUACACAUCAAUGUGGUGCAUGCUGGGGGAUGCGGGAGUAGAUUUGGAAAAAAUAGAAAAUAUUAGUUGCAACUAUUCUAGGAACUCUCAUGGAAUAUAGAGAACCAGAUUUGAAAUCAGAGGACCUAGGCUUGACUGCUACUUCGUAGUUACUUUGCCUUAUGACCCUAGAAAUGUUACAUCAUCUUCCGGAGCUUCUUUUUCCCCUUAAAGAGAGAAAAAUAAUACUUGUCUUUUAAGAUUGGGAGAUUUAACGACAAACAUGAGAAUGCAUAACAGUCUAUGACAUAUAGCAGAUGCACAACAAUCCUUUAAAAGAAGGCAGCAGCCCACCGAGGUGCAAAGCUGAGCCCUGGUGGGAGAGGGGGCCUCCAGCCAGCAGCUUUGGGGCAGCCGCCUCGCUGCUCUCAUGCCCUUUGGCGACCUCAAUGCCCAGCGCCAUCAGCUGCAUUCCUGGCUGUCCAGUUCAAGGUUCUAGUUGCCACUUAAAGCUCUGCACACAGCCUUUUCAAGCUUGAGUCCAGAGGCAGAGUAAAUGACUCCACUUGUGAAGCAAUUCUCAGAGACAAUUUAGGGUCGUGCCCCAUGGACGCCUCCAAACAGCUAAGCCCCUCAUCUCAUCACUUAAGGUUUUGUGUUAACUGAAAAACCUGUCACUUUAAAACUUUCAUGUUUUCCAUCACACUCAAAGUCUGACACAAGAAACACCUCAUCUCCUAUCUCAAAACUCUGCCUACUGGUAUAAACACAAGUUCAGAUUCCUGCAUUAAGGACUCACCUUCACAAUCUUACAGCUCAUCACACACACACACAUACACACACACACGCCUGCCCUGCCCACCUGGAUCACUACCCUGGAAUAAAGAAGGUACAACCAAAGUAAGCACAGAAAUUAUUCAAGUUACAAGCAACUAAAAUAUACAUAUGUCUAUAUUAAAAAAUGUUCUCAGCUUCUGAAAU